AUGAGACUCCUUACCAUCCUGCUGCUAGCCAGCCUGGCCUCGGCCGCCCCUGCUGUCUUUCCAGGGCUAGAAGAUGAAUUUCUUCUGGAGCCUGAGCACAUAGACACCUUUUCUGAGCUCUUCCCCAGCAGCCACCCCAGGAAGAACCAGGUCUCCAAGGAGGACCUUGCUAAGGAGGUGUUCAUCUCCACAGAAGAGUUGGUUUCCGAAGAGAAUCCGAUGAAAGAAUCCAUAAAGCCAAAGAGCCAAAAGCUCAAGGUGCCCAACUCCACACCCCGAGAGGACCAAGACAUGAAUACUGAGCUGCAAACAGAAGCAACUACAGAGCUGCCUGCCAUGACUGCAACCACCUCAGAGGGAAAACUGGCCAAGCUUGGCCACAAGAUUGGGAAGGAUCUGGACCAAACGGUGAAAGGAAUCCUAAACUAUCUGGGAAAUCUAGUCCCCGAUGCCGGCGUCAUGAAGCUAUGA
This is a messenger RNA of Ochotona curzoniae (black-lipped pika), 471 nucleotides long. RefSeq names its product glycosylation-dependent cell adhesion molecule 1-like. The transcript is spliced from 4 exons. The record is from RefSeq and is a predicted model, not a curated record. Bases 1 to 471 code for a protein of 156 amino acids. Lineage: Eukaryota; Metazoa; Chordata; Mammalia; Lagomorpha; Ochotonidae.